AUGUCUAUCCAGACCUCAGACCUGAUUCUAUUCAUGAACGAAAGCCCUAGAGAGACCAGUUCCCCUCCUCCUGCUACUGGGCCCAUCGUCGAUCCGCGCGAUGCAGCAGUCGACUUGCUGGUCCACAAGUACGGUCUGAUCGAGAAAGCCAGCGGCACGCUGCAGCAGAUCCUCGACCAUGGAGACCACCACUGGGCGCUGGCGAUGGUUGUCGAGCGGUACUGCGGCAUCGUGCGUGCCCGCGUGCAAGACUGGGAGGCCGGCCAGGUCAGCGUCUACGACAAGGCGCUCUACAAGCUCUUCUACAACGAGGCUUCUUCACAUGCGACCACCAUCGGAGCCUACGAGUUGUACCUGGCUGAAUUUCUUAUGGCGACUCGGGCCGGCGAGGUUCUGCUCCCCGUUGAUAAUGUAAAUAGCUACACUCGUCUGGUCAACACUUUACCUGUUCAAGUUGAAGCACAUCACACCACUAUCACGACAUCCACCCGGACUGCAAGACGUCGCCGCGGCAGAAGACAUAGGAUCAAGGCGAUGAAGCGGGCAGCGAGCACCGCCGACACUGCGAACAGCGACAGGCUCGCCACGAUGCUCAGGGUCUUCACCAACGCCCGAGACGAGUACCGCGAGCACGAACGCAAUGGACUCAUCACCGUGCAGAGCGCCCGUUUUCUGCGCGACACCGCCGAGAACGCCAUGAUCUGGCUGCGUGACAAGGGGCUCCUCGACCAUGACAUGCUCCCGGAGAUAGAAUACUACUUUGACCUCGCGAAGAAGAAGGCCACCCAGAUGGCUGGUGGUCGGGAGCGGUCCUUCGAUCCGGGAGCCAGGAUCAACAGGCCCAGACGCUGCUUAGACAGCUAUCGUCCUUAA
Molecule: messenger RNA, 873 nt
Organism: Penicilliopsis zonata CBS 506.65
Lineage: Eukaryota; Fungi; Ascomycota; Eurotiomycetes; Eurotiales; Aspergillaceae
Exons: 2
Coding region: 1-873 (290 amino acids)
Source: RefSeq, a predicted model, not a curated record